GUCUCGGAUUGCAACUUGUUCUCUGGGGGCUUGUGUCCAGUUAACUGUACACUAAUUGUGGUCAAUUAUGUUUAUGGCAGGUACAGGCAACGGUGAAUGCGGGUUUGGCCAGGUGUCAGGCUCUAGUUCUGGGUCCAACAAUCCGCGAAAGUUUAGCGAGAAGAUAGCACUCCUCACCCAGAGACAAGCUGAGGACACCGCAGCCUUCCAGGAGGUUAUGAUGGACAUCACUUCCACCAGGGUGAGUCAAGAGGACAGGCCUACGCGCUUCGUGUUGAUAAAACAAGAGUAGCCAUAAAGCUGUCAAAAAUAUUCAAACGUCAGUGAUGUUGACCACCAGACAGUCAGAGUACUUUGUUUUCAGUUUUCAGAGGCGCAAUAAAUUCCAGGCCAUGUCAAGCAGCGCGCUCAAUUUUGCACUAUAGAGACUAUCACCGCUAAUAGGCUAUAACGUUACUCUGGUUGACAAAUCUCAGUUUAAUCCAAGGUGUCGAUAUAAUUUAACUUCAAAACACUCUAACUGCAAUCUUUAAACAUAAUAUAUGCUUUAUAUUGACUUAUACCACAUUUAUUGCAUGCUUAUAACACCUGUUGGUUUGCCAUACAGCUGCAUGGAGUGCAGGCUUCCCACAACCUCCAAGGCUAGAAUUACAAAUUGCACUCUUGGGGUUGCCUGCAUAGUAGACUUGACCAAUGUAUAUGUUAAGACUUAUGGGCUAUGCCUUCAUGUUGCUAUUUAGGGUGGUGUCUAUAAGGCAAGGGUGCCCUGAUUUGUUAUUGUGUCAAUAGGAAAUAUAAUUACUAUUCUAUUUCUAUGAGAGAGUCACUAUUCCACUACACAGUUGGAGUGCUACAACCUCACAGUUCAGUGAGUGUAUUAAGUAGUGAAUAAUAUGAUACUUUAUGUUAUCGUUUUGGAAUCUAAUUGCCGUCUGUGCAUUUGUCAGGGGUGUAAUAAAUAUAUGUUUGAAACAUGGUAGACAUAUGUGUAAAGUGCAGAAGUUUGAGUUUCCCUACUCUGCAUUAUAGAGCGCACUGGCCAUGUUAUAGCUGGGCUACAUUGCACCUCAAUCUUCAAUGUUGUGAACACAAUGCAUUAUCCUAUUGAAUAAGCCUCUGGUGUCACAACUGGUCUCAGAGCAUUUCAUAUUAUUCUGUAUGAAAUCCGAGACGCUCCAUUUAGUAUGAUAUGUUACGUUUCGUAUGGUAUGUAUUAAUUUGUGGAUGUCCAUCACCUAUGUCGUAUGAUAUGUUACGAAUUACAAUUCGUAUUAUAUGUUACGAAUUUGCAAAACGUUCAAAAUGUUACGAAUUUGCAAAAAGUAUGAUAUGUUACGAAUUCAGGCUAGAUGUCUAACGUUAGCUAGCAGGGUAACGUUAGCAAGGCUAGGGUUAGGGUUAGGUAAAAGGGUUAUGGUUAGGGUUAGCUAAAAGGGUUAAGGUUAGCGUUAAGGGAAGGGUUAGCUAACAUGCUAAGUAGUUGCAAAGUAGCUAAAAAGAACAAUGGGAAAAAGGUAUUCCCAAACGCGCUUCAGCCCAGCUUAAAUGAAAAAGGGAGGGGAUCAGGUGCUCGACUGAAGGACUUGAAAAUGCAAAAAACAUUCCUUACCCUAUGGGAGAAUAAAGAAAAAGGAGCACUCUGUUGCUGUGCAAAUCUGAUCGAUUUAUUGACAGGACAAACAAACAAUAGGCUUACGUUUUGGCAUUAAUCACCUUCAUCAGAGCGGCUCUGGUGAAGGCGAUUCAUGCCGAAGCGUAAGUGAUUCAUGCCAAAACGUAAGCCUGUUAUUUGUUUGUCCCAUCAAUCCAUUUGCCUUAAGUAACCAUCUGUCUUAUGUAACCAUACCAAACGUAACACAUCAUACUAAUUUCAGUGUCUCGGAUUUACAUUUAUUGUGUUACGUUUAGUCUAUUAGACCAGCUGGGUGUCAGGUGAAAUGAGGUGCAGCCCCCUGCUCUGGCUUGAAACAGAGGAGCCUAGACCUCAUGGCACUUGUUUUAUGGUAGCUCUUUGACCUCUUGCAUAGCCUACACUUUGCAUAUCAUUAAUACCCAAAUUCAUCAUGUUACCUAACCAACAUGCAACACUAUCCUUAAAAUAGCAGUAGGAGAUGGUAGUCAGCUAUACUUAUGGUUUAUUACACAUUGGCUUUUGAAGUAUGCCAGGGUCUUUCUCCUGCAGUAUCUGAUUCCCAUGUUUAUGCCAAGGGUUGGCAGUCAGGGGGUAUUCUUUCCGAGAUCGAGCCGACAUUAGCCUUGACUCACUCUUAUAGUGUCACUAUUUACAGAAUAUACUUUGUCUCAGUUUUACACUUACCAGUAAUUCCAUUAUACAAGUGAGACUAUUAUAGCACUGACUGUAAAUGCGAUGAGCUUUUUCUGGUAAUUAACCAAAUUAAACUAGUUGUUUUCUUUAUUCACUCCUCCUUUACCCCCCCCCCCCCCCCCCUCCUUUACCCCCCCCCCCCCCCCCCCCCCCCCCCCCACUCUUUCCUGGUCUCAGAUUCAGGUCCAGAGAGCGCAGCAGGCCAGAAGCCUUGGCACCUAUUAUGGAGGCUCCCUUCCCAAUGUCAACCAGAUUGGGAGAAUCACUUCAGAUGUACAGGUGAGUGUUAUUACUUUACAUAUGACCUAUAACUACAUUACCUACUACUUAUAACUAAAUGUCUAUUUAUUAGCCUAUUUACAUACAUAUAGGCUAUAGCAAUGGUUAUAUGAUAUAGGCUACUGAAAGUCAAAUCAACCCUUGAUCUGUCUGACUCUGUUAGGGUCAGCUCCCCUGUAGUCCAGACAAUGGCUGCCCCACAAGACUUCACCCAAUGGCAGAGUGGGCAAAAGGAGAGGGGCGGCUCAGUUUCCCAGUCAGGCCAAACAGGAGACAUGUAUCCUUUAUGCUCAGUCAAAGGGUAGGCAGUGAUGGGUCACUUAAAGUGACAAAGUGAAGUGAGGUCACUGCUAGUGUAACAACGUCUGUAUUGCUUAGUUGAUCCCAUAGGACAGUGGUCACCAACCGGUCAAGCCAGUCCUAGUCAAUCACCAAUCAUUUCUGUAAACGACAAAGCCUUCCGUUCCUAUUUCUUUUAUUCGUUUCGUGCUGUUGACGGUAGGUGCACUUGAUUCAGCAGCCCUAGCGCCGGGAAGGCAAAGUGUUCCCAUUAUGAACCAUUUCAUAUGUCUGAAGGUAGAACUUCGCCUACUCGGCAGGCCCAGCCUGCAUAGUAGAUAGCAAAUCAAGUGCACCUAUAGGCCUACCACAGGCCAAUCAGAUAGCUCAGAUCACUGUGUCUGCACAGUUUCCUCGCACCAUAGACUGUAAAAAGAAGCCUCAAACGCACAGCAAAGUUGAUAAUGUGAGAUUUCAAAACUUUUAAAACCAUGACUAGAGAGUGACUCAACGAAUACAGCAAAGAGCUGCUGUUUUUAUGAGUAAGUUCAUGUUUAAGUUGUUAUUCAGCACCGUAAACAUUUGUUCAACAGUUUUAUAAGCCAUAAAAUGCGCGUUUCGAUAAGCUUGCGUUGUUAUUAUUUGCGGCUUGUGUCUUUUUUAAUAUCGAGGAAUAUUUCACUUUCUCUGGUCAUAGGACUAACAACAUGAAUUGGUGCACGAGGCAGAAGUAAUGCAGUGCGACUUAAGUUUCGCCAUCAGCUGGAGGACCGUGUCCCUUUUCUCAGUGGAGGGAGGGAGAGAGAAGGGACGGUGAGUCGGGUGAGAGGCAGCCUCACCGCUGCGCCCUCCCUCCCCUCAGACUGACCAUCAGAUGCAGGCCAUCAGUCCAGUAAAAAAAUAAAUAAUCACAAGUAAUACAAUAAAUUAUAUAUUACCAGUGUGAUCAUAUACAUGUUUUUUUAUAUAACUUCAAAAUGGUCUGAGAAGAACAACAUUGGCAGGGCAAUACAAGCGUAGCCAAUAUGCAGUGAUAAUGUAUUGGGCCUAUAGCCUACUGCACAAACCUCAUUGCUACAGAACUGUUUUCAAUUGGUUAAUGUUGCAUAAGCUUAUGUUUUUUAAGUAAUGUAAAAGAAAUUCAGAGUGGUAGAUCUCGGCUUGCAUUUUGACUCAGAAAGUGAUCUUGACUCAGAAAAGGUUGGUGACCACUAACAUAGGACUAGCUGUGAUUCAUAGUUGGCUAAAGCACAAACAUAAGCUUUUAGGGCAAGGUUUUCUAAUGGUCAAUGCUAACGUUAGCCAUUGCUACUCUUGUAAAGUAAGCACACAGAAAUUAUGGUCAUCAUCCAUGCACUCCAGAUAUCUAAAGUGCAUGGAGGACGACAGUGCUUGACUUGGACUAAAAUAGGUGCCUGUACUCAUUUUGGGUGCCAGCACUGUUUACAUUUAGGUGCAAGAGCUCCACAAUACUUUUGAGCUAAUAUUCUAGAAGAGGAACAGGAGCUCAAGCAGUAGUAAAUUGGUGGUGCCUGUACUCAGCGCCGGUGAGCUCCUGCCCAAGUCAAGCACUGGAGGAUGAUCAUAACAGCGGAUGUAAAGCAAUAGUUAUAUAUUGCAAUAAAUAUAUUGCAAUAAAGGGGUGAACUAUUGCCUUAAAUCCACAGUAGCCUACUUCCUACUGCCUGUAUUGCAAGAUGACCAAACAGCUAUUGUGUGUAAAAGCGUGCUGGGGUCAAAUGCCACACUACUGUUCUUCGCCGGUCCCUUUUUUGGUUCCAGGUAGAACCCUUUUGGGUUCUAGAUAGAACCCUUUUGGGUUCCAUGUAUAACUCUCUGUGAAAAUGGUUCUACCUGGAACCAAAAGGGUUCUACCUAGAACCAAAAAGGGUUCUUCAAAAGGUUCUCCUGGGGACAGCCGAAGAACCCUUUUAGGUUCUAGAUAUCACCUUUUUUUCUAAGCAUGUACUGUCUAAGGUUAACUGUUGAUCCACUUAAGUAACAGAUAGAGGGGAUUAAUCAUGGAUACUGUACAGUGCAGGCAAUGCCCUGUCAACUUUUCGUACCAUUGUUUUCCAACAGUAGGUCUAUGCCUAGGUUUUUCUAAGGGCACUGUGGAUAGCCUUAACACUCCCUCACAGACUGACAACUCUCCCUACCGCUCAGUUCAUCUGUCUCCACCACCCGAACCCAGCUGGAGAAGGUAAUGGUUGGGCGCUAUCCAAACUGAUAUAUUUUGUUCACUUCGUAAUAAAUAUCCUAAUACAUAUUUUGACUCUGAUUAUGUCACACAAAAAGGAACUGGUCUAGCAGCUCUCCAGUGGACAAAAGCCCCCUGAUGCACCCUCCCAUCACAGCACUUAAUAGGUGAGCAAAGUACCCAUGGUGUUUCUCUACUGUUUUUCUACACUCUUGCUUUCCCCUCUAAGAUGUGUGCUCUCCUCCCCAGAACUAACUCAGACUCUGCCCUGCACACCAGUGUGAGGAACACCAACACAGGGGACCAUUUGAGCCCCAACCAGCAGGCUUUAUCCUCACGGAACAGACACGGUGGUAAGUCCACAAUGCCUCCAGUUGUAUUGAAAUAGUCAUAGUAUUGUGUUCAGUGUUCCAGUGUUAGUCCUUAGUUAAUUCUUGCAAAUGCCUCUUGAAAGCGAGUUUUUUUUUCUAUGCCAUGCAUUAAUCCAUUUGUCAACUCAGUUUUUCCAUAUCCAGUUCCUCCGAUUGAGGAGAAUGUCCUAGAAGAGGGAAAACAAUUAAGAAAUACCAAGAAGGUAUUAUUCUCCUAUUUCCUGCCAAUGUAACCAUCCACAAUGCUUCAUAUUUCCUAUGCGAAUCGGUGCAAUAUUUACAUUUUAGUCAUUUAGCAGACACUCUUAUCCAGAGCGAUUUACAGUUAGUGAGUGCAUACAUCAUUUUUGUAUUUUUCAUUCUGGCCCCCCAUGGGAAUCGAACCCACAACCCUGGCAUUGCAAACACCAUGCUCUACCAACUGAGCCAAUUGUGCGCCGCCCCAUGGGUCUCCCGGUCGCAGCCGGCUACGACAGAGCCUGGAUUCGAACCAGGAUCUCUAGUGGCACAGCUAGCACUGUGAUGCAGUGCCUUAGACCACUGCACCACUCGGGAGGUCAUUGCUCUAUUUAGUCUAGCAAAUGCAUGACUAUUUGUCUCAUUGAUGUACCUGAUGUAUCCUUGCUAAUUGUUUCUCAUCCUAGUGUCCUGCACUUCCCACUGGAAUCAAAUCACGUAAAUUCCCUGGUGUAAAGUAAGUUCUGCUUUUCCAAAUGAAUAUUGUCUAAAAGAAAGUCAACCCCUGGGCCCUGACUGAACCUCCCUUUCCUCCUAUCCUUCCCUCUUGUGAUUUCUCCAGCAUCCUGUCCUCACCAGAUCAGCAGUUCAGUGCUCUCAACGUCCCUUCCGCUCUCAAUGUGAGUGGCUCCUUGCCCGACCUCUCCAGCCUGCACCUCCCCUCCCCACAGCCAGUAGGCGUGGACCCAGACAAACCCAUUGCCUGCAGCACUGGCCACCUACCUGGAACUCCCUCUCACCUUGGAGCCAGGGACGAUGAAUUUCCCUUGCCAGGUGUGUUUGUCUGUGUGCUAAGUUCUUACUCUAUGUUGGUGCCAGUUUAGGUAUGUUCAUAUGGUGAUGAUGGUGUCCAUUUCUUCUGUGUUCUCAGGUUUGUCGUUGUCUCUCCAAGGCUCAUACAGUAACCCAUUGCUCCAGUCCUCCCACAGCAACCCCAAUAUCCAAUCCUCUCUCAGCAGCCACUCCCUUCCCAGCUCUCUAAGCUCCACCUCUUUGAACUUCUCACUCAGCAACCCUUCCCUGCAGUCAUCCCCUAGCAACCAAUCCCUCCAGUCCUUCCUCAGCAGCUCUUCCCUAAGCGGCCUAUCCCUGCAAUCCACAACUAGCCACUGUAGCAGUGGGAUUGGCGGAUCUCGCUCUUGCUCCUCCUCUUCCCUAUCCAGCUCCCCACGUCCAACUAGCCAGACGCAGGUGCCUCCGUCAAGGAGGCGGACUCCCCUCAGCCCACUGGUCGUUCCCACUGGUGGAGAUUCUCGCUGGCUCCAAUCUAAACAGUUUUCACCUGUUGGGUCUCCAAAGUUAUCUUCUAUAACUCAGGUAUCUCAAACAAACUGGAAUUUAAGUGACAUCAUUGUUUUUGUGAUUAUUUCAUAUAAUUCCAUAUUAAGACAUUGUUUGAUGUAUUGCUCUUAUUUCAAUUCCAAGGGAGUUCUCCUGAACACCAACCAAUUACCACAGGAGUCAAGGCCACCAGGGUAUCGUCACUGCCAACCUCAACAUGAGGGUCCUCCAGCAGUUCAGCAGCCCAUGCAUAGAGGUCUGCCACAGUGGCAGCAUUCUCUGACAGAGGGGCAGCAGCAACCCAGCCAGGAACCUAAGAAAACGCCACCACACCAAGAGAAAUUCUGGCAUCAACAACAACAAGGUGUACAUCAGCAGCAGCAACAACAACACCUACAUCAUCAACAACACCCACAGCAACAGCUCCCACAGACACACCAUCUCCAACAAGUGCAAUAUCACCAUCGACAACAGUACCAACACCCGAAUCAAUUAUAUCAAUGCCAGAUCCAGCAGGUCCAAACAGAAGGUCAGGACCUGGACAUAAAACAGCAACAUCAAAGAGGGUCAAACCAGUGUGAGAACCUACAGCAACAACGCUUACAUCAAUUACAAGAGGAACAGCAUCAACAACAACAAGAGCACCAGCAACAACAGAAACAAGUGUACCAAAACCUGCCACAGCAACAGCAAGAGAAGCAAAGGCAACAAUACCAGCUGCACCAGCAACACCCAUGCCAGCAGGACCCACAUCAACAACAAGCGUACCAAAGACAACCUCAGCAACACCGAGCACUUCGACAAGAUGAGCUGCUACAGCAGCAACACCAGCUCCAGCAGGUUCAACUCUACCAACAGCAGCAGCAGAAAAAUGGCAACCUGCAGCAGCAACAGCAGCAUGAGCAACAUCAGUGGCAUCUCCAGUGUGCGUACCCCCCAUCUCAGAGCCUCGACUUGAAUGGGAAGAACAUGUCAAACUCACAAAAAGUAGCAACGAUGCAGAUGACUCGUAAGCAUCAGACCCAAGCCCAGGGAGGGAGUUGGGCACAUCAGAAGGUGCAAGGUCAGAAGGACCAGAUUCAGUCGACCAAAAUCUCCUCACAGAUGAACUCCUUCAUGGACAACAAUCCGGACCUCUACAAUGUGAGAAUAACCCCAUCUAUUGCAUAUUGUGUUGCCUAUUUUUACUAGUUUGAGUUUGUUUAUUUUGGCUAGUGUCAAUGUGUACAUUUAGCAGUUUUAUCAGCCUCUUUGUUUUCUCUGUGAUUAUGUUUAGGGUCAGUUUAGGCUAUGUUUAGGCUCGGUUUAGGCUAUGUUUAGGCUCAGUUUAGGCUAUGUUUAGGGUCAGUUUAGGCUAUGUUUAGGGUCAGUUUAGGCUAUGUUUAGGCUCAGUUUAGGCUAUGUUUAGGGUCAGUUUAGGCUAUGUUUGGGGUCAGUUUAGGCUAUGUUUAGGAUCAGUUUAGGCUAUGUUUAGGGUCAGUUUAGGCUAUGUUUAGGGUCAGUUUAGGCUAUGUUUAGGCUCAGUUUAGGCUAUGUUUAGGGUCAGUUUAGGCUAUGUUUGGGGUCAGUUUAGGCUAUGUUUAGGAUCAGUAAGAGGCUAUUUGAUGUUUGGUCUGCCAGUAAGGUAUGGUAAUUUAUCAAAUAUUGCGAUUUGAUGUGCGAUAUAGAUCAAAACACUUUGGUGAACUGUUGGAAUAGAAUGUAGAAGCAAAGUGGAAAGCAGCAUCGUUCUUGUUUGGAACAAUUGCUUGACUGCAUUUGACCUAACAGAACCGAAUGCAAACUUACAGAUGUAGGAUCUGAAUUUGAUAACCCUGUUGCAGGAUAACUUUUCUGCAAUGCAGGAAAUAAAAAACUUGGGAGUGUAUUUGAGGUUUAAAAAGGCUUCUGAAGUUUGUAAUUUCCAGUUUGAAAUUUCAGACUUGAUUUUCCCUUACGAUAAAUGUAUCAACCCCUACAAACAUGUCCAUUAAUUAUAAUCCACAUAAUAAUUCAAAUGUCCUGUUGCUGCAGGAUUAUUUUCCUACUGUAGCAAACUGGCUCAAAUUAAGAUGCUACAUCUGUAUAGGGAAUCCUGUAUAGUGAAUCAAACGGAGGAACUGUGUUGCUUGAGUGACAGGACGGGCUUGUUGUGUGUGGGAAGCAGCCGCAAGAUAGAAAAAAAUGAGUAAACUAAUCAAAACUGAUGUUACACACGGCUGAGAUGCGUUUCAGAAUAUUGCAUGCGAAAUUGAUCUUUUGCGAUAUGGGUAUUGCACAUGUCAAUAUUGCGAUUUCAAUGUGAAUUUGAUUAAUUGUGCAGCCCUAUUAAUGGUACACUCACCCCCUUUCUGCUCUCUCAGGACUCUUCCAUACUGGAUCAGUUUCAGCAUGAGUCCUACAUGGGCCUACACCUCACACCCAGCCAGACUCAGGCACUCUCCCAGCAGGUAACCUAAGACUUCAAACUGUAAAUAAUGUAACAGUAUUGAAAGGACAACUCUAUUUUACCUGUUGAUUCAUUCAGUGUCCAAAGUUUUAAUCUAACUGUCUCUAAUCUUUGUUGGUUGUCCACACCUCUGCCCAGCUGGGACAACUCAGUAAGGAGCCUCUCUGGGGAGAUUCUGGGCCUCAAUCUGUGGUGGGGAAAGAUGGAGGCUCAAAUGUCCCUCCACUGCCAAAACCAAAGCAGUGUGGACUGUCAUAACAUCCUUACGACAGGUAGGACCCACUCCUUCCCCCCUCUUGUACUUUUUAAUUGCUUGCAGCAGUUAGAGAUAGUUCACUUUUUGGAGAAGUGUUACCUUAUUUUCAAUUUACACAGGGCGUUGUUGUUUCAUCCAGACAGAUUUCCGAUUGAGCCGACAUAUGCAGCGUUUACCGUUAAUGGGAUCUCCGCGUACGGAAGCAUUGCCUUUAAAAGCCACAAUGCCUAUAACCCAUGUUCGGAUUGAAUCCCGGCCUCAAUCUUUCUCUCUUAUCCGUUGUAUCUUUGUUUCCCACUUAACAGACAAAACAGCUUUUGAGGAUUUCUCUGGUGUUCUGCCCAUGCUGGGAUUUGAUGCAGACCCAUUUGCCCUGAAUAACCCCCUUCAGAUCGAUCCCCUAGGCCUGGAGGAGCUUAACAUGCUGGCAGAUGGAGAGGACACUGUGAAAGGACAAUGCUCUAACCUACUUACAUGA
This is a messenger RNA of Coregonus sp. 'balchen', 10135 nucleotides long. Lineage: Eukaryota; Metazoa; Chordata; Actinopteri; Salmoniformes; Salmonidae. The record is from the annotation of a GenBank genome assembly.